AUGCCGGGAGAGGAUGGUCAACCAGGAAUCCCUGGAAGAGCAGGAGGGGCUGGUGUGGCAGCAGAAGGGCAUCACAGUGGAGGUUGCAUUUCGUGCCCAGCCGGACCUCCAGGUGCACCUGGUCCAGAUGGAGCUCCUGGUCCAGCCGGAGCCCCAGGAAAUCCAGGAGCAGACGGACAAGGGAUGGGAGGAGGUAUGGCCGGACCACCUGGUCCUCCAGGCGCACCUGGACAAGAUGGACGGCCUGGUAGCCCCGGACAAGAUGGAGCCCCUGGAGCACCAGGUAAUCAGAUGAGAGCACUACUAAUCGAGGUUUACAUCCUUAUUCUUAUUCAUUUCAGGAACGAGAUCCUUCGGGCUACCAGGACCAGCGGGAGCACCCGGACCAGCAGGGAGCACCUGGUAUGCCAGGGCAAGGACGGUGGUCACUCUGGUACAGGAGGCCCCGGACCUGCAGGACCCCCUGGUGCUCCUGGCAACGACGGAGCACCAGGAGCACCGGGAGCUCCUGGAAUGCCUGGUGGCAGUGGAUCGCCAGGAUCAGAUGCUGCGUACUGCCCUUGCCCUGCACGAGUUGGAGGUGGAGCACCAGUAGGAGGUGGUGGCGGUAAUUAUGGCGCCUCUGGUGCUGGAAGAACGCACUCAGCUGGAGGAAGAAUGAAUGGAGGUAGCUACAACGGCGGCGUUCGGGGUGGCGGUGCUCAGGGAGGCUCCCACAAUGCAGGCGGUUACAAAAAACGUCGUGUCGUUCACGCCGCUGCAUAG
This is a messenger RNA of Cooperia oncophora, 765 nucleotides long. Lineage: Eukaryota; Metazoa; Nematoda; Chromadorea; Rhabditida; Trichostrongylidae. The record is from the annotation of a GenBank genome assembly.